GACAAGCGGGGGGAUACAGAAACUUUCUUCUCAAAGAGAGCUGAUCUUUUGAAGCUUUCGAGAGACGUCCAGAGGUCACCAGUGGAUUAUUUAUUUACCUGGGAGAGAGCACAUUAUAUUGAAAGGUUUUACCAGGGAUUUCGCCAUUCUUCCUGUCUGUCCAUGGUGGUUUGUAACAGCAAUACGAUCGAUAAUCCUCAUGAAGUGUUUUCAGAAGAAUGAAGACACCCGGGUAACAAGGGUGAAGACCUUACCCAACCGGAGGAGUUGAGCUCGGAGCCGCCCGGACCGGAGGAGUUGAGCUCGGAGCCGCCCGGACCGGAGGAGUUGAGCUCGGAGCCGCCCGGACCGGAGGAGUUGAGCUCGGAGCCGCCAGGACCGGAGGAGUUGAGCUCGAAAUUCAACAAGAUCACUUCCUGAUGAUGACAGUAAACAUGGAUGACGAGGAGGCGCUGAACUCCAUCAUGAAGGACCUGGCAGCUCUGGGUCGCUGCUACGCCCAGCAACAUGACAGCAGCAGCCACAAACCCAAACCCAGGACCUUGCUGUACAAACAGGAUUUAAGAGUCAAGCUGGAGCAUGAGAGAGAGAAACGCAUCAUCCCGUUCCAGCGACCUCUGAAAAUCAAGGAGCUGCUUCAGAAGGUCACAGAGGCCUUUGGACAACAGAUGGACCUCUUCUACACAGACAAAGAGUGUCUGGUUCCUGUAAAGAGCCAGGAGGAUCUAGACAGAGCGGUGCUCAACGUGGGCUCUAGCAGCUUGCUCAGACUACUGCUGAAAACUCCCAAGAACAACCACUUCCUACAGGUGGGCAGCAGGGACAAACAGAGCGAGCUUAGGUCGUCCCGUUCUCUAGGGGAUCUGAAGGGUUGUAUACUCAAGAGCUCAGAGAGGGUCCGAAAACACUCCACAGGUUCUCUCCAUGCAGGUCGUAGGUCCCCCCCUCCAGGCUCGGUCCCAGAGGAGCAGCAGCAGAUUGCCAGGCAGGGCUCCUUCAACUCUAUUCACACAGAGGGAGAGUUUAUACCUGAGGGCCUGGAUCAGAAGUUGCUGGAGCCCUUUGGGAGUGCAGGCAACUCUCUGUCCAGCAGCUGUCAAUCAAUAGACCAAGCAUUGGACAGCCCUCCUUUUUCCCAGAACAACCGAGACAACAACUAUCUGAGCCUCAACUAUGAAGGACACCGAGGGCGCCACAGUAAAGGAGGAACUUUCCCUCGUCAAUUCCACUUGUCCAAUGGCAGCAAAGACUACAGCGACGGUCGGAGGACGUUCCCUCGGAGCUUCAUGCCUCAGGAGAACCUGUUUCAGCUGGUUCCAUCCAGUCAGACCCGGAGUUACAACGGAGACAGCACUCUACAGUACAGCGACCUCCGUACGCUGGGCCGAGUCCCAGAGAAGAUCUGCCCCCGCAGGGAAGUACCCAGAUCUCCGCAGGCGCCGGUGAACUGGCGUCAAGGGAAGCUGCUGGGUCGUGGGGCGUUUGGAGAGGUAUACCUCUGUUACGACGCCGACACCGGACGGGAGCUGGCCGCCAAACAGGUGCCCUUUGACCCAGAUUGUCAGGAAACCAGCAAGGAGGUGAAUGCUCUGGAGUGUGAGGUCCAGCUGUUGAAGAACCUGCAUCAUGAGCGGAUCGUUCAGUACUACGGGUCUUCCAGGGACCUGGAGAAGAGGAAACUCACCAUCUUUGUUGAGUUCAUGCCUGGGGGUUCCAUUAAGGACCAGUUGAAGGCAUAUGGGGCGCUGACAGAGAAGGUGACGCGGCGCUACACCAGACAGAUCCUCCAGGGAGUCUUCUACCUUCACAGCAACAUGAUCGUACACAGAGAUAUCAAAGGUGCCAACAUCCUGAGAGACUCCACUGGCAACAUAAAGCUGGGGGACUUUGGGGCCAGUAAACGCAUCCAGACCAUCUGUAUGUCAGGAACUGGCAUCAAAUCUGUCACCGGCACGCCUUACUGGAUGAGCCCAGAAGUCAUCAACGGAGAAGGAUACGGACGCAAAGCUGAUGUCUGGUCUGUGGCGUGCACAGUGGUGGAGAUGCUUACCCAGAAGCCUCCCUGGGCGGAAUUCGAGGCCAUGGCAGCUGUCUUUAAGAUAGCCACGCAGCCCACCAAGCCCUUCCUCCCUGAGGGUGUUUCCGAGGCCGCCCGGGACUUUGUGCGCCAGGUGUUCAUAGAGGAGAAGUGGCGUCCCACGGCCGAGAACCUCCUCUCACACCCCUUCGUCCAAGGGGGGUUCUGACCCUGACCUCUAACACCCCCAGGGCCACCCUGCCUCCCAGGCCUCUCCACAGCUCCAGUCCGCCAGCUUCCAGGGCCCAGCACCACUCCACUCCAGGGCCCAGCACCACUCCACUCCAGGGCCCAGCACCACUCCACUCCAGGGCCCAGCACCAUGAUGCCAGACCUGAUCAUAACCUGAGCCCCAGUCUCUCUCCUUCACCAGCUAACUGACCCCAGACCUGAUCAUAACCUGAGCCCUAAUCUCUCCUAUAUUUUGUCUGUCUUGUGAUCAGUGGUCACCUUCUAUAUUCUGUUAAGGUUAAGAGCAAACUCUGAAAAUACAUGCCAUCUGUCAGGACUGUAAGUUAGUCAUCUAGUUUCCCUGUUGUCUUUGAGUAAUAUUCUGCUUCAAAGGGGAUUGUGAACAGUUUUUGUAAUACAUCCUAGAUGAACACUUGCAGUUACCUUAACAGUUGAUGUCUAUACUUUGACCUGAGAUAUGUACAUUUAGUUUUGUCUGAAUUGCCAAACGCCUUACAAUGACGAGUUGUAAAAUAGCAUUUAUGUACAUUUACAGAAUGACCCUGUUUCUACAACAUAGCACUCUUUCUAAUUCGGAAAGAGACUGUUGCACAUUUUAUAGCAUGUAUUCAGUAGAUGCCCCAAUGCAGGAUAAUCAACAGGAAAAAAUAGAUGCUGUAAAUAUAUUUGACAUUUUUAUAAUUUCAUAACGAGAGAAAUGUUUUUUUUUAUUCCACUGUUUGGAGAAAAAUACCAAACAUUUGUAUUGUUGUGAAUGGUUACUCGCCGUGUAUAAGCAAGCAAUUCUCCCACGCUGACCAGCCUGUUUAAAUCCACAUAUGUGCCAUGUUU
Messenger RNA from Oncorhynchus masou masou (cherry salmon), 3100 nucleotides. It is a transcript of the gene map3k22, whose product is annotated as mitogen-activated protein kinase kinase kinase 22. The record is from RefSeq and is a predicted model, not a curated record. Gene Ontology annotation, molecular function: protein binding; ATP binding; protein kinase activity. The transcript is spliced from 18 exons. Bases 420 to 2246 code for a protein of 608 amino acids. Lineage: Eukaryota; Metazoa; Chordata; Actinopteri; Salmoniformes; Salmonidae. Gene Ontology annotation, biological process: protein phosphorylation.